Parnassius mnemosyne (clouded apollo) is the source of this 2454-nucleotide messenger RNA. The record is from the annotation of a GenBank genome assembly. Lineage: Eukaryota; Metazoa; Arthropoda; Insecta; Lepidoptera; Papilionidae.
AUGGUUCGGAAAAUUGUUGUCGUUGGUUUACGUUAUUACGAGGACCCUUUUUACAAGUGCGCUAAACAUGUGACGGGCUCGAGCGGGCCCCCGGCGGGAUGCGGCCACCAGAGGAACCGCUCCCUGGACUCUGUUCUCCAGAGGAUACCGGAGGAUAUGACGCCGACUUCGCCCGAGGGUGCGCCGCUUCGUAUGCCUAUUGAACCGUCCGCGCCAAGACUCGCCUUGCCACCAGAAGUCCCAGCGGGUUCCGAUGACUCGGGCAUUCACACACCGCCUGAUUUCAAUGAUGAAGAGAGACCCCAACCUCGGGCUGCCGCCCGAUCGCGGGAAAGUCUUGACUCCGGCAAUCCAGAAGAAACGGAAAAGCCACCUGAUCCGCCCGAUACGAUAGGACCGCCCAUCACAACCGAUAUAUCGUCCGCCGAAUCCUCCAAACACAAAGACUUCUUACUAAGGCUCUUCGAGAGUAACCUGUUUGAUAUGAGUAUGGCAAUCUCGUAUCUUUUUACCUCCAAAGAAUCGGGCGUGCAGACCUACCUGGCUAAUAAACUAUUCUCAUUUCCACACGAGGACGUGGACUUCUAUUUGCCACAACUUGCGACGAUGUAUAUAGAGAUGGGUGACGUCGCAGACCUUCUUCGGCCGUAUCUAGUUUACAGGUGCAAACAGAGCGCUGAAUUUUCUUUACGCCUCGUGUGGUUGUUGACGGCAUUUGGAGGUGAAUCAAAGAGAUCUAAAGCGAUCAAGUUACGAGAUUCGAUUCUUGCUGAAGAGAUAAGACCAGCGGCGAGGCGAGGUCAUCACAGAUCGCAGUCUGACGCGUCUGCCCUAAGGAUUGCAACGCCUUCUGGGAGGCAUUUAGGUGACUUGGCGUCUGGAAGGGCUUUCGAUAACGGCUGCCUCUGUGGGGAACAGUGUUCCUGCGGAGCGCCUAGAUUAGCACCACAGAUACAGUUUCUCACGGCCCUUACGAACAUCGGUCGGCGUCUGGCCAGCGUCGCGGACAAAGAGCGAAGGAAUGGUAGAUUACGAGCCGAAUUAGCGACGCUAGAUUUGAACCUGCCAGCACGGGUUUGGCUUCCCCUGCACAAACGACCACACUACGUACUGCGGAUACCACCGCACGCCGCCGCCGUGCUAAAUAGCAAGGACAAGGCGCCGUACAUAAUGUACGUGGAGGUGCUGGAGACAGACGGCCACGAGCCGCUCCCUCCCCGCCUGCUGCCACCCGCUCCCCCCGCGCCCCACUCGCCCCCCAUCCGACAUACGAAGAGCGAGGAGAAUUUGGUGCCCGAGUGGCCCGCGCUCUCCCUCUACAGUGCGCUGGAUGAUGUGGAUGCUGGAGACUGCUGGAGUCACGACGACGACGAUCUUGGCGCCCACUAUCCUACGAGAGCGCCGGCGCCUGACAGUCUAUCUCAGAUGUCGGGCCUGUCUGUGGCGUCGGUGCAGUCGGUGCAGUCGGGGUCUUCUUGCGGGUCGCGCGAGUCGCUGGCGGUGGGCGCGGGCGAGGUGCGGCGGCGCCUGGCCGACGCGACGGCCGCGCGCCCGCCCAACGCCUUCCGCCACGACCCCGCCGACCCCUCCGCGCUCGCGCUCAAGGAGUCGUGGGAGAGCAAGUUGGCGCGCAUGCGCGGCGCGUCGCCGUACGGCUCGCUGGGCGGCUGGCGGCUGCUGGGCUGCAUCGUGAAGGUGGGCGACGACCUGCGGCAGGAGCUGCUGGCCGCACAGCUGCUGCGCCGCCUGCGCGCCGCCUGGGACGCCGAACGUGUGCCGCUCAAGCUGCACCCCUACGAGAUACUCUGCCUCGACCGUGAGUGCGGACUCAUACAGCCCGUGCUGAACUCUGUGUCGCUGCACCAGAUCAAAAAGCAGUCGGGCAAAUCAUUACGCGCGUGGCUGGAGCUAGAGCACGGGCCGCCCACCAGCGAGGGCUUCCUGCGCGCGCAGCACAACUUCGUGGAGUCCGCGGCCGCCUACGCGCUCACUAGCUACCUGCUGCAGCUCAAGGACAGGCACAAUGGAAACAUUUUACUGGACAGCGCAGGCCACAUCAUUCACAUUGACUUUGGAUUCAUUUUUUCGACGUCUCCUAAGAACCUAGGUUUUGAAAGUUCACCUUUCAAGCUGACUCAAGAGUUCGUGGAAGUGAUGGACGGAGAGGAGUCAGAUAUGUUCCAGUACUUCAAAAUUCUAAUACUUCGCGGUCUCAUCGCAGCGCGAAAGCAUUCCGACCAGAUUAUACAUCUCGUCGAAAUUAUGCGCAUGGGCGGGCAGCUGGCAUGCUUGCGCAGCAGCGGCGCGGUGGCGGCGUUCCGCGCGCGCUUCCACCCCGGCCGCACCGAGCUGCAGCUCACGGCGCUCGUGGACCGCCUCGUGCGCGACGCGCUACGCUCGCUCUCCACGCGCCUCUACGACAACUACCAGUACUACACCAACGGCAUACUCUAG